Molecule: messenger RNA, 360 nt
Organism: Naegleria gruberi
Lineage: Eukaryota; Heterolobosea; Eutetramitea; Acrasida; Naegleriidae
Exons: 1
Coding region: 1-360 (119 amino acids)
Source: RefSeq, a predicted model, not a curated record
AUGUUCAAAUCUGGAAAGCUUUCGCUUCGAGUGCAAUUCAACAGUUGUACAACCUCAACCACCAAACAAUUAUUUAAUCAUCACCAUCAUCAAUUUGCUAAUUAUUCUACCUUCAUCCGUCCUUCUCUUCUUCAUGAUGAAAGUGAGGAAAUAAAUCCGCUCCAAGCACACGAAAUUAUUGCCAAUAUUAAAAAACAAUCCUUAUUGAUGAAUAAGAGUAAUAACAACAACAAUAACAAUAACACUAAUACAAAAUCAUCAGUAAAAUCGAGAGGAAAGAGCGCAACGUUUAUUCCAUCACGUAUUAGACAUCGUAUUAGAUCGGGUUCUUCCUUUCCAAACGCUUCUCUAGGCUUGUAA